This is a messenger RNA of Schizosaccharomyces japonicus yFS275, 962 nucleotides long. Its product is annotated as DASH complex subunit Dad3. The coding region runs from base 176 to 430 and encodes 84 amino acids. Gene Ontology annotation, cellular component: mitotic spindle; DASH complex; nucleus. The record is from RefSeq and is a predicted model, not a curated record. The transcript is spliced from 2 exons. Gene Ontology annotation, biological process: attachment of spindle microtubules to kinetochore. NCBI's taxonomy places the organism in Eukaryota, Fungi, Ascomycota, Schizosaccharomycetes, Schizosaccharomycetales, Schizosaccharomycetaceae.
AGCUGCGAAAACGGUUAACAAAAUUCAGCACCAGUCCACUUUUACGUACUCUUCAUAAAGAUUAGAGCGUUUUUGUCGCUUAUUUGACUGGGAAUUACGCGUCGUCCUCAUUAAUUAAGGAUACGUAGACAUUUAGCUGUGGAUAGGAUACGAAGGCACAUACCCAAAAUUUGUAAUGUCGAGUUCAACUCGAGAUUUGGAACAACAAGUACUUCAGGAAUAUAGUAAACUCGCCAAAAAUACCGAAAACCUCGCUAAUGUCUUGCGCCAGCUCGUCAAUAAUUCGAGUUCGGAAUCUUUAGACACAUUUCGAGAGCUUGAAAAAAAGGCAGGUCUUGUUUACACGCUUUUUAAGGCUAGCAUAUGGGCCAUUUUAGCUGACUUGGAAAAUGCUCAAGAAGAAGCUUCCGGAAGUCAAAGUCAAAAUUGAAAUGAAUGAAGCUGUUUCUGUGUUACCUUGUUGAGCACUAUUAAUGGUGCAUUAUUGUCAUACAGAUGUUCUUCUUGCAGAAUUGGUUCAUUAAACAAAUGCCGUUGAACUACGAGUUACUGUUUAACUGGGUCCAAUUUCAAGUAUAGAGAGUGUUGAUGAAAAAUUGUCACCUCCUUACGUCUUUUUGUUUGUGUUCUAGUAUCCCAUGUGCAAAAUAUGUUCCAAGUUCAAACUUAACUUUUGAUUAUUUUGCACUUGUUUUUACAUAUACAAGACCAUCGAAAAAGCUAGGAAAAUGGAAUAACGGAACAAGCUACGGGGUUUUUCCAUUCUAUAUCAUUAGCGUCAUGGAUACUCUACAAUGAUCAGUGAGACCCUGAUACAUUGAAUCAAGAAUCAAGUUUUAUUAAGGUUUUCUUCGUCAAAUCCUUGCUUUGUUUAUGUUAUACUAUGAAAUACUAUUAAUCUUAUACGCUGCUGUAAAGUGUAUUCAAUAUUGCAUUUAACUGUAAACUUUGCGAUAUCCACA